AUGGAGAGGACUAGUGAAAAUGAAGGGAAUAUUUUUUGGUUCAUGAAAAAGAACGAGAAGCCUGUUGUUAGAGAAAAAGGGGCGGACGGUGUCAGCGAGGUGGUUGGGUGGGCGGGGCUAAAGGCGAAUCUCUCAGUAGGGAAAGUUGACACUAACGCUGAUUGCUGUUGUUUGACGCUGCUUGCUGCUGGUGCUGCUGUUGCUGCUGCAGCAUUCAAUUGCUAUUUGGUCAAAUUGGCAGCGAUAACAGAAGUCGCCGACGCUGGCGCAGCGGCGUCGACAGCGGCCGUGGCGUCAAUGUUUGAAUAUUAUGUUGGUUAGUC
This is a messenger RNA of Enterobius vermicularis (human pinworm), 323 nucleotides long. Lineage: Eukaryota; Metazoa; Nematoda; Chromadorea; Rhabditida; Oxyuridae. The record is from the annotation of a GenBank genome assembly.